AUGAGAUCUUCUUCUGUGAUUUCGUCCACUUCCUCCAGUUCGUCUGUGUCUUUGAUUGAUUUCUGUUUGGAUGACUUGCCCGUGCUGGCUUUGGCCGACUCGAGCUCGCUGAGCACGGACUCCUCCUCAAACUCGACCGUAGUAGUGCCCGUCUUCUCGUCCGAAGCCUUGCCCGCGUCAAUAAGCAGCAUCUUGUUCUUCACCAGGCUCUUGAGCAACCGGAUGUUGAAACACACAGCCAGCCCCAGAAACAGCGUGGCCCCGGUCAAGACGGCCAUCAGUGCCAUUUCAAACACCAACAGCCCGAAAAUAAGAUUCAUCUGUAACGACAUUGUGAUAUGUGCUCAAUAUAGUUGCCCGACAAGAUCAGUCCAGCGCAAACUAAAUGUAUUCUUUUGCAAAUUUCAAGCCUACUCCAGAGCAAAGUUAGCUAUCUGGAAUCGUGGGACAAAACACCCGUACACGGGGUCAGGUUUCCGGUUGGGGGCAUGGCGGAUUCACAGCGGGAUAAGGGUUGACCACGUUGUGGAACUUGCGUGUGUCACCACACAAGCUUGCAGGACCAAGCCUUGGCAGCUAAUUGAUAAAGUGUCGAUACCCGUUUCGUAA
Molecule: messenger RNA, 609 nt
Organism: Ogataea philodendri
Lineage: Eukaryota; Fungi; Ascomycota; Pichiomycetes; Pichiales; Pichiaceae
Exons: 3
Coding region: 1-609 (202 amino acids)
Source: RefSeq, a predicted model, not a curated record